AUGGACGCUGAGGUGCAUGACGUCGUUACAGUGAGAGGUGGAUCGAAGCCCAGAAGGCCGCACAAGAAAGCAAAGACAGGCUGUCUCGAUUGCAGAAGACGGCGCGUCAAGUGCACCGAGGAGCGACCAGAAUGUCGUGCUUGUCGUCGUCGCGGAGUUGAAUGCGAAUACCCUUCAUUCCAAGGGGUAGUAUUCCGAUCGCCGUCUACACAACAUGGCGACGAAACAUCUCCCGAGUCAACUUCGUCGCAGCCGCCCAAGCAGAUUGAUACCCAGACCAUUGCACCCGUUCCAGGUCUGGUCUCAAAUGCAUAUCAGUCAGUUCUUGGGGUACAGCAACACAACAGACCAACCGUCACUUAUGGAAUGGAGGACAUGGCUCUGCUUCACCAUUGGACAGUCUCUACUAGUCUUGAUGUCUACAAGAACUCGGCUUUAUCGGCCAUCUGCCAGGUCAUAUUCCCCAAGAUCGCAUUUCAGCAUCCUUUCGUCAUGCAAGCUCUCCUAGGCCUGACUGCCCUCCACAUCGCAUACCUUGAGCCCCAGCAAAGACUGGAAUAUACGGCAGAAGCAGCGCGUUACCACAGUCAAGGUCUACAGGGCUUUAACGAAGCCAUUUCGCAGUCCAAUGAGGAGAUUGCCGAUGGUUUGUUCGUCUGGUCGUCGCUCAACCUUCUGUACGUAUUUGCGGCCUCGGGUCGAUUGGGAGAGGGCUUUUGGGACGAGUCUAGCUGGGGAGGUCGUAAGGAUCGCAUCUUGGGCGCGGGAUGGAUCCCCAUGCUUCGAGGUGUCCAGACAGUACUGGUACCUUACUUCGAGGUCUUAUCGGCGGGUCAGUUGAGAGAGGCCCUGAAUAUUGGAAAUUGGGACGAUAUCGAUCCCGACUUGGUAGAUGAUAUUGACGACAAGCGCUUCUGUCGCUUGAGGGAAAUCUGGGAGCACAAUCCAGAUGCAUCGACUUAUGAAGACAUUCUACACGUACUUAGGAGGAUCAGGAUGUUCAUGGCACAGUUCUCAACCAUGGAGGCUGAGACCCCUGGCAGUUCGGUCUUCAAUAGGGCCUGGCAGGGAGCUUUCUUAUUCGUGCCUUUCGCAUCAGAGCGGUACUUUUCUCUGUUGCAUCAGAGGCAACCGCCUGCACUCAUAUUAUAUGCCUUUUACGGUGCCUUGCUGCACUCCCUCAAUGAUUCUUGGUUUAUGGAAGGUUGGGGACACGACAUAGUGGAGGUAGUGAAUGACUUGCUUGGCUCUUAUUGGGAACAUUGGAUAUCAUGGCCACUUGUAGUAGUUGGUCUAAGAACUGGAGAUAUGCAGAGUUGA
This is a messenger RNA of Fusarium fujikuroi IMI 58289, 1320 nucleotides long. RefSeq names its product related to UPC2-regulatory protein involved in control of sterol uptake. The transcript is spliced from 2 exons. The record is from RefSeq and is a predicted model, not a curated record. Gene Ontology annotation, molecular function: DNA-binding transcription activator activity, RNA polymerase II-specific; zinc ion binding. Bases 1 to 1320 code for a protein of 439 amino acids. Gene Ontology annotation, biological process: regulation of transcription by RNA polymerase II. NCBI's taxonomy places the organism in Eukaryota, Fungi, Ascomycota, Sordariomycetes, Hypocreales, Nectriaceae.